GUCCUACGGGAUCAGGUGGUCUUUGCUGUUCGGCAGGAAUACGUGCUGCUUGGGGAUCAGCUGCUGGUCCUGCAUUCAGGUGACGAGGUUGCUAUUAUCCCACCCAUCAGUGGUGGCUAAGUCCAGCCGAACACGUUAGAGAAACCAUGAAUGAAAUUGAGGAAGAGCCAAAAGAUUUCAUCAAAUUGACCCAGGAGAAGCUCUCUGUAGAUGAAGCGUCAGUGUUGGUAACUUCACCAUGCUGUGGGGCUAUCUCUCUGUUUAUAGGCACUACAAGAGAUAAUUUUGAUGGGAAAAAGGUGAUUCAUUUGGAGUAUGAAGCAUAUACACCAAUGGCAGAAGCAGAAAUAAAGAAAAUCUGCAGAGAUGUUAGAAAAAAAUGGCCAGCAAUCAAACAUGUAGCCGUGCAUCAUAGACUUGGCUUGGUUCCAGUGACAGAAAUGAGUGUGAUUAUAGCAGUCUCUUCUCCUCACAGAAUAGAAUCUCUCAAUGCUGUGAGCUACUGCAUUGACACUUUAAAAGCAACAGUUCCAAUAUGGAAAAAGGAACUGUAUGAAGAAGAAUAUUCUUGGAAAGAAAACAAGGAAUGCUUUUGGACAAACAUGGAAAAAUAACUCCACCUUCUUUUCAGAUAGUCACUCUAUGAAGAUUAGUUUUGAGUUGUGUUUCCAGAAAAUAUAACUAGGAUUUUACUUCCAUGCUAACAAACACUUGAAUAAUUUAUAUUGGUUUAAUUAUGCCAAUUAUGAAAUGAUAUAUGGUGAAUGGAUUAUUCUUAAAAAUAACUUCAAAUCUUCUGUAAAAUCACCUACUUUGCUCUUGUUCAUAGCAGGCCAAUAUUUAAAAUAUCUUUCAUAAAAUUCUUGGAUGAAAGGUGUCUAAAGUUGUUUGCCAUAUACCGCCUCAUUGUCUUUUUGUUGGCAGUUUGCAGACACUGCCAGUAUUGGACAUCCCGGGUGGACAAUCAGAUGUGUUUUCAGACCUCAGGUUUUUUUAGAAUGGAUGCAAAGUUAGUUUAUGAGCUUUGGCAUACUUUUUACCUUGUAAUUUGAAAGAUGCCUAAAGUUGACAAAGCACUUUGGUAUGUGCAGAGGGAAAAUAUAUGCUAUACUCAAGAGUUUAUUAAUAUUUUGGUAAUGGUUAUUUCCCAGUUGCCUUUUUCACAGAAAUGUUUUUGUUAUGCAGUUGAUAUUACAAGCC
Messenger RNA from Alligator sinensis (Chinese alligator), 1200 nucleotides. Its product is annotated as molybdopterin synthase catalytic subunit. The record is from RefSeq and is a predicted model, not a curated record. Gene Ontology annotation, molecular function: molybdopterin synthase activity. The coding region runs from base 147 to 614 and encodes 155 amino acids. Gene Ontology annotation, cellular component: cytosol. The transcript has 5 exons. Gene Ontology annotation, biological process: Mo-molybdopterin cofactor biosynthetic process. Lineage: Eukaryota; Metazoa; Chordata; Crocodylia; Alligatoridae.